Messenger RNA from Microdochium trichocladiopsis, 324 nucleotides. RefSeq names its product mitochondrial ribosomal subunit S27-domain-containing protein. NCBI's taxonomy places the organism in Eukaryota, Fungi, Ascomycota, Sordariomycetes, Xylariales, Microdochiaceae. Bases 1 to 324 code for a protein of 107 amino acids. The record is from RefSeq and is a predicted model, not a curated record. The transcript has 4 exons. Gene Ontology annotation, cellular component: mitochondrion.
AUGGCCACAGUACCGAAGGCAAGGCUAUUGAGCCUGAUGAAGACACAAUGCGAAAUCUUCUCGACGACGUUCAACCCGGAGCAAAUCCGCGCAGGCAACAAGAUCCUGCGGCAGCGGUUAAAAGGGCCUUCGCUAGUCAAAUACUACCCUCCACGACUUCCCGACCUGAAGACAUUGGCACGAGACUUUGAGUCCUUCGGGCUCGAGGUUGUUGAUGAAGCCGCCAUGGACAGAGAGGAGCAUCUGGCUGGUGUACGAGCGAGAGGCAAGGGUGCGCCCAAGAAGAAGAGGACAGCUAAAGUCGAGAAAGGCCCCAAGAGGUAA